Messenger RNA from Mesocricetus auratus (golden hamster), 2898 nucleotides. RefSeq names its product ribosomal protein S6 kinase like 1 (gene Rps6kl1). The coding region runs from base 145 to 1791 and encodes 548 amino acids. The record is from RefSeq and is a predicted model, not a curated record. Gene Ontology annotation, biological process: protein phosphorylation. Gene Ontology annotation, molecular function: ATP binding; protein kinase activity. The transcript has 11 exons. Lineage: Eukaryota; Metazoa; Chordata; Mammalia; Rodentia; Cricetidae.
AGCAGGCACCGGCGGGACGCCCCACCCCUUCCCCCAGGCACCUGCGGAAGGGUGCUAGGCGCGGAUCCUUGCGGAGGUGAAGGGACAGCGUUAGCCGGGAGGCCCGCAGCUGGCACGAGGACAGGUCGAAGCUGCAGGGCCACUAUGAGCCUGGUAGCCUGUGAGUGUCCACCGGGCCCAGGCCUGGAGCCGGAGCCCUGCUCACGAGCACGGCCUCAGGCCUGCAUGUACCUGGAGCAGAUUCGCAACCGGGUAGCUACAGGGACGUCUGACGUGACCAAGCGUGACUACCUGGUAGAUGCAGCGACACAGAUCCACCUGGCGCUGGAGCGAGAUGUUAGUGAGGACUAUGAGGCGGCCUUCAACCACUACCAGAACGGUGUGGACGUGCUGCUCCGGGGCGUACAUGUUGACCCCAACAAGGAGAGAUGCGAAGCUGUGAAGCUGAAAAUUACCAAGUACCUCCGGAGGGCCGAGGAGAUCUUUAACUGCCACCUGCAGCGGGCGCUGGGCAGCGGAGCCAGCCCCAACACGGGCUUCAGCAGCCUGAGGCUCCGGCCCAUCCGCACACUGAGCUCUGCUCUGGAGCAGCUGAGGGGCUGCAGGGUAGUUGGGAUCAUUGACAAGGUGCAGUUGGUCCAGGACCCCGCAACGGGAGGAACCUUCAUUGUGAAGAGUCUUCCCAGGUGCCACGUGGUAAGUCAGGAGCGGCUGACUAUCAUCCCACAUGGAGUCCCCUACAUGACAAAGCUGCUGCGGUACUUUGUGAGUGAAGACUCCAUCUUCCUGCACCUGGAGCAUGUGCAAGGAGGAACUCUGUGGUCACAUCUACUCUCCCAGGCUCACUUCCAGUAUUCUGGGCUCAAGUCUGACUCUGCCCAGGAGAAGUCAAAAGUCCGGCUCAACAACAGCCUCUGCCUCAUGAGCCCAACAAGGCUCCCAGGCCACACCUUGGGGCCAGACAGAGUCCCAGCGGGGCCUCCAUGGACUUGUCAGAGUCUAACCCCAGCCAGGGAGAUCUCAUCCCUCCAGCUUCAGGAAGAGGCUCACAGUGAACCCUCAGCCAGGGCCAGUCCUUUCUGUUCUUCCGACCUUAGAGAAGCCCCAUGUGGCCACUUGCGCAGUCAAGUCCGGCGAGCGGGCCAGAAUUCGAACCCUGCACCCAGCCGGAAGCUCCACUGGGUACAGGAAGGGGCUGACCGGGUGCUAGGGGCCUAUGGCCGCGGCAGAGGUCAGAACCCCCCAUCAGCAAACAGGGCCAGCCUGGGGUGUGGAAGAGCUGUGUGGAGCCGGAGGGAGGAACAGGUGAAGCAGUGGGCAGCAGAGAUGCUGGUGGCACUGGAGGCACUACACCAGCAGGGGGUGCUCUGCCGGGACCUCAACCCCCGGAACCUGCUUCUGGACCAGGCAGGUCACAUCCAACUCACAUAUUUUGGCCAGUGGUCAGAAGCGGAGUCCCAGUGCAGCCAGGAGGCUGUGGACUGCCUGUACAGUGCUCCAGAGGUCGGGGGGAUUUCUGAGCUGACAGAAGCCUGUGACUGGUGGAGCUAUGGGUCUCUUCUAUAUGAACUGCUCACAGGAACGGCAUUGUCCCAGAACCACCCCUCAGGAUUCCAGGCCCACACCCAACUCCAGCUCCCUGAGUGGCUCAGCCGCCCAGCAGCCUCUCUGCUGACUGAGCUGUUGCAGUUUGAUCCCCAGAGGCGCCUGGGUGCUGGAGGUGGUGGCACCAGCAAACUCAAGUCCCACCCCUUUUUCAGUACUAUCCAAUGGAGUCGACUAACAGGGUAAGGGGUGGGUAAGCAGACAAAGACGUCCUAGUUCUUCGUUGACCACCGGGCUGGCCCCUCAUCAGUGGACUUCAGGAGACACAGGUGGGGCAAUAGCCGCUUUUCCUGCUCAGCACCUGCCUGGGCCUCAGACUGAUCUGCCAGCCCCGUAGAAGCUGCUGCAGGGCCAGUGAGGUGCACCCUGCUGAGCAGCCUACAAACCUGAUGCCUGCUGAGCACAUACUUGUGCCCUUAGCUGGGACCCAUCAUGUUAAAGGGUGCCUUCUGUUGCUCUAGCUCCAACCUGAACACCCGCUGAGCCAACUGACAAAUCUGCUGACACUGCCUUGUUGUACACUACUUAAGACAUCUCAGGACACUGAACUCUGGUUCAGUAGAGCCAAACCAAGACUGUCCUGGGUCCAUUUUAGUGGGCAGCUUCCACCAGAGGAAGUUUGUCCCCGCAGGAGUUGUAUCACUCAAGUAGGUUAUUCUGUAGGGUCAAGUGGGGAGCGGUGGGGAGUAUGAUCCACGACUGUGGCAAAUAAAUUAAGACAAAGAACAGCCAGAAGGGUUGAGUGGGGGAAUGCAGCUUUACCACUUAGACGGAGUUUGAAACCAGAGUAAAGAGCUUUCUUCUCUGGCUGGCUCUCCUGUGUCAGAGGAGUCUGUCCCUCAGGGCCAACAGCAGACCAUUUUCUCAGGCCUGGUUGUUUUCCAUUCUGCACUUUGGUAUGAAGUUCUAGUCAGUUCACUGCCCACAGAAUAUAUGGACCAAUUUUAUCCAGUGCUUUCAGCCAGGUAUUUCUGGUCUCUGAAGAACUGGGUGAGCGGGUAUCCAGGUGUUGAGGACCUGCCUCAGGAUAACCCAGUUGCCAGGGUGUGGCACAUGCAACAAAAUUUCACUUGACAAAUCCUGAGAUCCCUGCAUUGUUACACCACAGGUGGUAUCUGGCAUGGCUCACCAAAUGUGUGUGUAUGCGUGCGUGCGUGGGGGGGGGUGUAACACGACACACCCAAUAUUCCUAUUCCUGAGUCUGGUGAGGACAAGGGAAGCGCACCUGCUCCACGGGCCACAUUCCAGCAGCCCUAGGGCUUGUCCACUCUAAUAAAGCCUAUCCUUUCUGUG